Messenger RNA from Neurospora hispaniola, 921 nucleotides. RefSeq names its product PWI domain-containing protein. Lineage: Eukaryota; Fungi; Ascomycota; Sordariomycetes; Sordariales; Sordariaceae. Bases 1 to 921 code for a protein of 306 amino acids. The record is from RefSeq and is a predicted model, not a curated record. Gene Ontology annotation, cellular component: spliceosomal complex. Gene Ontology annotation, biological process: mRNA processing; regulation of mRNA splicing, via spliceosome. The transcript is spliced from 7 exons. Gene Ontology annotation, molecular function: RNA binding.
AUGGCGACCGGAGUGGACGCCAAGCUCUUGAAGAGCACCAAAUUUCCUCCCGAAUUCAAUCAGAAGGUGGACAUGCAAAAGGUCAACAUUCAGGUCAUGAAGAAAUGGAUUGCCAGCAAGGUCACCGAGAUCCUAGCCAACGAGGAUGAUGUUGUUAUCGAGCUGGUUUUCAACCUACUUGAGAGUGGCCGCUAUCCCGACAUCAAGUCCAUGCAGAUCCAACUCACAGGCUUUCUCGACAAAGAUACCCCGACAUUCUGCAGGGACCUGUGGAGGCUUCUACUCAGUGCGCAGACUAGUCCUCAAGGUGUGCCAAAGGAGCUUCUGGAGGCCAAGAAGAUGGAAUUGAUCCAGGAGAAGAAGAGGCAAGACAGAAACGUCGAGAAUUCGAAGGUCGACCUGAAAGGGGCCGCGGCGGCCGAGGAGGCGGCCGAGGUGGCGGUGGUCGAUCUCGCUCACCACCGCGUUUCCGUGAUCAAAGGGACCGUGGCCCACCAAGAGGAGGACUCAGAGAUUCAUAUGUUCCCCGAGGAAGUCCGACAUUCAGACGUGGCGGAGGACGACGGGACGACAGGAGACGGCGAUCUCGAACUAGGUCGCCGUCUGUGCGGUCGAGGUCCCGCUCUCGUUCGCGGACACCCAGCGUUGACGGAAGCCGGCGAUCUGUUACUCGAUCCCCUAGCCCUCCUCCACGACGGGGACGGACGCUCUCGUAGAAGGGAUGACCGAGACAGCAGCGUAGAUGCUACGCCCAGGCCCGGCAGUAGAAGCCGCAGGGCCUCUUCUGCGGCUGCAAAAUCUUCUGCGCAUGACAGAUUGGCUGAUGAUUCAGGCGCUCAAGACAGAAUCCGCUCUCCCCGAGACACUAGAGCAGCUGCCGAAGCAAACGAGAAUGUCGAAGCCUCUUGCGAACAGCGCUAG